Thyridium curvatum is the source of this 261-nucleotide messenger RNA. RefSeq lists its product as uncharacterized. Bases 1 to 261 code for a protein of 86 amino acids. Gene Ontology annotation, cellular component: catalytic step 2 spliceosome; U1 snRNP. The record is from RefSeq and is a predicted model, not a curated record. Lineage: Eukaryota; Fungi; Ascomycota; Sordariomycetes; Thyridiales; Thyridiaceae. Gene Ontology annotation, biological process: mRNA splicing, via spliceosome; spliceosomal snRNP assembly. Gene Ontology annotation, molecular function: RNA binding. The transcript is spliced from 2 exons.
AUGAGUUUCGUCCCUGUCAACCCGCGGCCCAUGCUGCAGGACCUCGUCAACAAGCCCGUCUCGGUGCGCCUCAAGUGGAACGACACCGACUACCGGGGCCGCCUCGUCUCCGUCGACAGCUACAUGAACCUGCAGCUCGCGGGCGCCGAGGAGUACAUCGACAACAAGCAGACCGGCUCCCUGGGCUCCAUCCUGAUCAGAUGUAACAAUGUCCUCUGGAUCCGGGGUAUAGACGAAGACAAGGAGAUGAAAAUGGAGUAA